This is a messenger RNA of Brachypodium distachyon (stiff brome), 2383 nucleotides long. RefSeq names its product phosphatidylinositol N-acetylglucosaminyltransferase subunit A. Lineage: Eukaryota; Viridiplantae; Streptophyta; Magnoliopsida; Poales; Poaceae. Gene Ontology annotation, molecular function: phosphatidylinositol N-acetylglucosaminyltransferase activity. The transcript is spliced from 10 exons. Gene Ontology annotation, cellular component: glycosylphosphatidylinositol-N-acetylglucosaminyltransferase (GPI-GnT) complex. The coding region runs from base 697 to 2127 and encodes 476 amino acids. Gene Ontology annotation, biological process: GPI anchor biosynthetic process. The record is from RefSeq and is a predicted model, not a curated record.
GAGAGUUGAUCCACUCACUGGAAGUCUGGAACAGUGGAACCCUUUCCUCCCUGACACACAGACACGCCGCGCCGCCGUCCGUCGCCCGCGGCCGGAGCGCCUUCCUUCGCCUGUAGCCCUCUACUGCGCCGCUAGAGCCGUCCUAUCCCGACCUCCUAGGACCUACCUGGGCGCCGCGCGCCGCCACACUGCAGAGGCCAGAGGAUCGCCGGGCACCCUGGCUGCUGCGCCACCGCACCGGAGAAAAGAUCCAGCCGCCGGUUCCAGCCGUCCGCCUGCCGCUCCUCUGUUCGCCACUCCGCCUUCCUCCGCCGACCAUCCCUCUCCGCCGUCCGCCGAGCAGCCCUCUUUGCCGCUCGCCGAGCACGAGCAGCCCCCCUCCUCCGGCCGCCGAGACAGCCACGCCAUCCUCUCCCUCUGCUGCCCCGCCAUUGGAUCCUCGCCUCCGCGCGACGAACCCUUCCUCCAGCCUCCGAGGACGGCUGCUGUCCUGCUGGUCGGGUCCUAGCUCGCUGUCCGCCGACGCCACUGCUUCCUCUCCUGGCUGGCUGCUACCAGCACCUCGACAGACAACCAAACCAUUGAUCUGGGAUAGGACAAGAAAAUAAAAAGCAGAGACUACCUGGGAUCUGAAAUGCCGGCAGUAGCGCCUCCCUCUGCCAUGUGUGGGGCGCUGGAACAAACGAUCGUCUCUCUAUGCCAUGUGUCGGGUGCUGGGACAAACGGUCGCCUCUCUCCUGUCACUGGAUUAGAGAGGAAAUAGAUCAGAUUUCCCUCGCAAUGGAUAAUCAAGGCAGAAAGCACAGGAUUUUGAUGGUGUCUGACUUUUUCUUCCCAAACUUUGGUGGUGUGGAAAGCCACAUCUAUUAUCUCUCACAAUGCCUGCUUAAGCUUGGCCAUAAGGUUGUUGUCAUGACACACGCGUAUGGAAAACGCUCUGGAGUACGAUAUGUUACUGGUGGCUUGAAGGUUUAUUAUGUGCCAUGGAGGCCAUUCCUCAUGCAGAAUACGCUGCCUACAUUAUGGUUGACGUUUCCAAUUAUAAGGACCAUUCUUAUUCGAGAGAAGAUUUCUGUUGUGCAUGGACAUCAGGCCUUUUCAACACUUUGCCAUGAAGCAUUGAUGCAUGCUAGGACAAUGGGGUACAAAGUUGUCUUCACAGAUCACUCGCUUUACGGUUUUGCUGAUGUUGGAAGCAUUCACAUGAAUAAGGUGCUGCAGUUUACUCUUGCAGAUAUUGAUCAGGCCAUAUGUGUGUCUCACACAAGUAAAGAGAACACUGUAUUGAGGUCUGGGAUAUCUCCAGAGAAGGUUUUCAUGGUUCCCAAUGCAGUGGAUACUGCAAUGUUUACUCCCUCCCCCAACCGCUUAAGCUGUGGUGAAAUUGUUAUUGUUGUGAUAAGUAGAUUAGUAUAUCGAAAAGGGGCUGACCUUCUUGUUGAAGUCAUUCCAGAAGUAUGCCGUCUGUUUCCAAAGGUUCGCUUUAUUGUUGGAGGUGAUGGUCCAAAACGUGUGCGACUUGAAGAGAUGAGGGAGAAGUUCUCCCUUCAGGACAGAGUUGAGAUGUUAGGGGCUGUACCUCAUGCUCAAGUGCGUUCUGUUCUGGUAUCUGGUCAUAUAUUUCUGAACAGUUCGCUUACAGAGGCAUUUUGCAUAGCCAUUCUGGAAGCAGCGAGCUGUGGGCUGUUGACAGUAAGCACGAGAGUCGGAGGUGUUCCAGAGGUUUUACCAGAUGACAUGAUAGUACUUGCAGAACCAGAUCCAGAAGAUAUGGUACGAGCUGUAAAGAAAGCUAUCGACAUCCUUCCUGGCAUAGACCCCCAAGUCAUGCAUCUUCGAAUGAAGAAACUUUAUAGUUGGGAUGAUGUGGCCAAAAGAACCGAGAUUGUGUAUGAUCGGGCAAUGCAGUCCUCAAAUACAAAUUUGCUAGACCGUCUUCCUCGGUACCUCACAUGUGGAGCCUGGGCAGGCAAACUGUUUUGCCUUGUUAUGAUCAUAAAUUACCUAGUAUGGUGCCUCCUAGAAUUCCUGCAGCCUGCUGAAGGCAUCGAAGAAGUCCCAGACAUAGGGCCACUACUCACUCAUUUAGAUCCAGUAGACGAUCCGUGCGAAGCUCAAGGGGAUUGAAUCCAGAAUCAAGGCGUCUUGCAAUCGCUGGCCUGGAUCACAUAGUUAACAAGUACAGAACUCGUGUGUGUUUUAGCUUGGCUCCCACCUCUGGAAUUCCUUUUGAUUGUGAAGUUACCUGGUCGUGUAGUUGGAACUGAAAGAGAAUAUAUAGGAUAAGGUUCUUGUUUUUCUCCUCCCAAAAGACAUCGCAUCGUCACACCAGCCAUAUAUAUAACAAGGCUCUCAGCAUCAGAUUGUUAUAAGGACCUGACCA